This is a messenger RNA of Oncorhynchus kisutch (coho salmon), 2605 nucleotides long. RefSeq names its product zinc finger protein 239-like. The transcript has 3 exons. NCBI's taxonomy places the organism in Eukaryota, Metazoa, Chordata, Actinopteri, Salmoniformes, Salmonidae. The record is from RefSeq and is a predicted model, not a curated record. Gene Ontology annotation, biological process: regulation of transcription by RNA polymerase II. Bases 309 to 1322 code for a protein of 337 amino acids. Gene Ontology annotation, molecular function: DNA-binding transcription factor activity, RNA polymerase II-specific; RNA polymerase II cis-regulatory region sequence-specific DNA binding.
CGGCACCUCUUAAACACCACAGAAGAAGCUGAAAACCAUCAACAGGAAGUACUUUGUUACCAUCCACUAUCGAGUUUUCAAACCAAAUAAAAUUAAUCAGGCUUUUGCAGGAUGUUUCUAAUGUAAGAUUAGUCUACAUGAGACGUUAAUUUGUCACAACUUAAAACGAGUUUUGAUAUUUAAGGUGUGGUCUAGCUCUUCUUUAUCUGAACGCUGUGACAAAGUAACUAGUAACUUUAGCGUACACAUUUACUGUCAGGUUUUUUUAUUUGAGGAAAAGUUGAAGAAAGAAUUCAGUAGCUUCUACGAUGGAUCGGGACAGAGCUAGUCCUUCCCCCUACACCCUGCCGGAGUCCCCUGGUCACAACUCUCCUGGUAGCGCCUUACUGCUGGAUCUGAAGAGGGUUUCUGUGCUGCUGGUCGACUGCAGGAAAACACCAGGGCAGAGUGGAACUGUGAGAGAAGGACACGAGGAGGGAGAUUUGAUUUCAUCAAGGGACAUACACUGUUGUUCUCUCAGUGGGAGGGGCUUAUCAUCUGGGGAGCCUCAACAACAUCCUGUUGCUGACGAGACAGAGAAGAGUCUCUCCAGAUCAGAGCAUCUCAAGAAACACCAGCAGGGACACACAGGGAAGAAACCUCACCACUGCUGCUCUGACUGUGGGAAAAGUUUCACAAGCCAGAGUGGCUUCAUUAUUCACUGUGAUCAGUGUGGGAAGAGUUUUGCUGCAUCGAACACCUUCAAAUCUAAUGUAAGAAUUCAUACAGGGGAGAAGCCUUACCCCUGCCUUGAUUGUGGGAAAAGCUUUGUUCGUGCAGGAGCCUUAACCGUACACCAGCGUGUACACACUGGAGAGAAGCCUUAUAGCUGCCAUCAGUGUGGAAAGAGCUUCAAUCAGUCAGGCCACCUGACUACACACCAGCGAACACACACUGGAGAGAAGCCUUAUUGCUGUGUUCAGUGUGGGAAGAGCUUUGCUGUAGCAGAAAAACUAACUAAACAUCAGCGCAUACACACAGGAGAGAAGCCUUAUAGCUGUGAUCAGUGUGGGAAGAGCUUUGCUGUAGUUUCAUCCCUGUCUACACACCAGCAAACACACACUGGAGAGAAGCCUUAUAGCUGUGAUCAUUGUGGAAAGAGCUUUGCUCUAGCUUCCACCCUGACUGUACACCAGCGAACACACACUGGAGAGAAGCCUUAUACAUGUGAUCAUUGUGGAAAGAGCUUUGCUCAAUCUGGGAGCCUGACUGCACACAAGCAAACACACACUGGAGAAAAGCCUUAUAGCUGUGAUCAGUGUGGGAAGCGCUUCAGUCAAUAAGGGACCCUUUAUUCACACCAGUGAACACUUACUGGAGAAGGAACCUUAGGUCUGUCUAGGUGGGAAGAGCUUUGUUUUUAUUUUGGGUCAAUGAGAAAACAACAGAAGGCACAAACAUGCUCUAUUUCAUCUCCCUCCCUUCUUGCACUGUUUCCAGAUCCCUAAAUAAAGGAUCAGUAUGAAGCAUCUAGUGAACAGUCAUAUCCAUCUCUCAUUCUUAAACAGUUGCCUCAGUCUGAUCACCAUGGUAACCUCUGGAGCAUAAUAUGUAGCUCUGAUCUAGGAUCAGGUCUCCACUGUGUCUAUGUAAUAUCACACAUUGAUCUAAAUGGAUAAAUGUUAUCAUAGGAAAUGUCAUAUUGAACCUGUGGGGGGGAUGUUGAUAAUUGUAUCUUCUUUCAUGUACACAUGAUACUAUUAUUAUUAAAUGUCAUUAUGUAGAAUAAUGUUUCAACAAUAGGUGUAUAUUCAUGUAUUAAAUUGAUCAAUACAUUCAAUACAUUAUCUUCUAAACAAGAAGUUAUCACUUAAAUGGUGUAUUUUAUAAAUCUGUAUUGAUUAAAAUGAUCCUAAAUCUAAUCCAUAAUAUAUUGGAUAAUUAUUUCCAUGAGUUCAUGGCUAGAUCUAUGCAUACUGUGUCUUGUAACAACGGUUAAUGUAAUAACUUUUAGAUUUAUAAUGUAAUAAAACCGGUAAAUGUAACAUCUUGUUGGUUAAUAUGAUAAAAUGUUGUCUAAUAACCUUUAUUGGUAUCAGGUAACAACUGUUUUUAAUGAAUAACGUAAUAACUUAAACCGAUCAUGUAAUAACACCUAAACCAAUGUUUAAAGUGUUACUUCACCAAUGUUAAUGCACAUACCACCCUCCACCAAUUACAAACCCACACACACAAACCUAUGCCCUUGUACUCUUACACAAACAAGCACACAGUUAUAGACACAUACAUUGAUAAAAAAAAAUAAUAAUAAUAAUAAUUAACAAUUAAUCUGUAGUUCUUAUACUCAAUGAGACAGGGGGCUCGGUCGGGCAAGAGAAAGGAGGAUUGGGAAACUGCAAAUAACAAUAAGCUGAACUCCGCUUAGCAGAAACAUCUUUGUAUUAGCAACUAUUAAUGAUUAGUUUAUAUUGUGUUAAAGUUAAGGGACAUCACCCUGGGCGGGGUGAACCAUAGUAGGGGAAGUAAAGAGAAAACACCAUCUUGAGAACUGAGUGUCUUGUUUGUAAAUUGCUGUAAGUGUAAACUCCGGGAUGCAAACUAUAUUAAACAAACUAACCUCUGAUCA